AUGGCCUUGUUUCGGAGCUCUCGCACCCUCACAACACAGGUCCGCGGAUUCGCAUCUUCCUCGUGCCUGAGGGUUGGACCGGAAUCCCCAAAUUUCAUCGAAGUGCCGCGAACCAUCCAGCCAGAUCUCCCCUCAAAGCCUCAGGUGAAGGGUACCCUUCCCGUGCCCCGAGAGAUCUUCCCGGCCCGUCGCGUGGAUAAGCCAACAGAGGCGUACAUCAACGAUGCGACUCCCUUGCCUUCGAGAGAAUUGAACGUCUCGCCCGAUGACCCUCAUGUCGAGUACAAUGUCUGGAAACGGAAGAUGGCAGAGGCCAGGCGAAAGAAUCUACGACAGGGUCUGCUGGAAUUGCACCGCCGGAAACAGAGAACAGAUCGAUUGAUGGAGAAGCGAAGCCGCGACAAGCAAGUGCAGAGAGAACGAAUCCUGUCACAGCCGGAGCGCGAAGAUGAGCGUCUGACGCGGCCAUCCAUUGUCCAGGCGAUGCAGCCUGUACGGACACCGAUCCUGCCUGAUCCGGACCGUGAGGCCCGUCUGGCCAGAUCUCGGGCGCUGCUGGAGAUCAAGGAGGCUGAGAAGAAGGCCGAGAGACAGGACUACGUCCACUCGCUGUAUAUGAAUGCACGGAAAUUCAUCACUACGGAAGCCCAGCUCGCCGCUGAGAUCGAGCGGGUGUUCCCCGAGGGCGAGAACGACGCAUGGCGCAACGAUCACCAGCCAGGCGAGAAUAUCUGGAACCUGGGUGUACCCCCUACCAUCCAGUCGAGCGUCAACGAUGCGAAGAAGAGCGAGGCUGCUCGGUGGGACGUUAUCCAAGGCCGUGUCAAGAAGCUGGGAGAACAGAUUACGGGUGGAAAGCUGUGA
Paecilomyces variotii is the source of this 864-nucleotide messenger RNA. RefSeq lists its product as hypothetical. The coding region runs from base 1 to 864 and encodes 287 amino acids. The record is from RefSeq and is a predicted model, not a curated record. NCBI's taxonomy places the organism in Eukaryota, Fungi, Ascomycota, Eurotiomycetes, Eurotiales, Thermoascaceae. The transcript has a single exon.